This is a messenger RNA of Photinus pyralis (common eastern firefly), 3560 nucleotides long. RefSeq names its product cyclin-dependent kinase-like 2. Bases 1211 to 3094 code for a protein of 627 amino acids. Gene Ontology annotation, cellular component: nucleus; cytoplasm. The record is from RefSeq and is a predicted model, not a curated record. Lineage: Eukaryota; Metazoa; Arthropoda; Insecta; Coleoptera; Lampyridae. Gene Ontology annotation, molecular function: ATP binding; MAP kinase activity. Gene Ontology annotation, biological process: intracellular signal transduction; protein phosphorylation. The transcript is spliced from 7 exons.
UGUAACACGUGCAACAAAGUACAUUUCGGAUGACUCCCAGGAAGUCAUGAAUUAUAUGAAAGCUUCUAUUCCUUAACUCGUAAAUAACACCCUUGUCGGUUAAAGAAUAGACCCUUAAUAUUUAAACUACUUGUCGGUUCAGCGUGUUAUGCACAUUUGUGCAACGUAAUUACUAGAAGUUAAUUCCGGAAAUUUCGUCCGCUACAAAAUAACUAAAAAGUGCACAUCAUGGCCGCGCCCAUGCUAGGGCCAUUUCUACCUCUAUGCAACUGUUUGAUCAGCAUUCCAUCUUAAUUUAUAAGUUCGUGCGUGACAAACAAAGAAGGGAAAGAAUUGAUUAACUUCGUAGAAGAAAAAGGGUUGGUACAUCUUCACCGGAAACGUGAAAGGAGACGAAAUGGGAGAAUAUACAUACAUAGAAAGCAGAGGGCAGUCGGUAAUAGACUAUAUUAUUCUAAAUGAAAAAGGGAAAGAAUACUUAAAAAAUUUUCAAGUAGACCAAAGAAUAGAAGCCGAUCACCAACCAAUAUCCACAACGAUGAAAGGCACACAAUACAGAAAACAAACAAAAGAAAUUACAAAAACGAGACAAAUCUGGACAGAACAAACAACACAAAAAUACAGAAAACAUCUAAAGCAGACAGAAUUCAAACUAAAGUCGUGUGGAAGUCACAAUCCUCUUUGCGUCGAAGCGCAACAUCCAGUACAUGUUCGCCUUGACAACGCUGCCGAUGGUCCUCCAUUUGAGACAUUCGGCUCGCAUCCGUACCCGUCCGUUUUUGGUAACUGAACCAGCAUUAAAGGCAUCCCCUAGGGCAUCCCGCGCCUGUUGGUGUAAGAGAUUCUUGGCCUUUGAAACAGUCAGCCUCCACCUAUUGAUCCUUCUUGCGAAGGACAACGAGACGUUCGGACGGUGCUUCACUCGCUUCUUCGUUGCCGUUGACGGAUACCAGUCUCGUUAGAAGGUCCCAAUACCGCCGUAAUAAUGUUUCCCGCCUUGUUUCGCUUCAAGACGGUUCUUACCAGCCUCCCCACGAGAUGCUGAAUCAGUUCUAUACAAUUUUUCGUGCGAAGCGGUUCUUUUCAUCGAUGGGGAAGGCUCCGUAAAUGUAGACUCAUUCCGAACCGUGUUAGGAUUGUCUUAUACUUUAAUUGCUGGUAUUAACUGCAAUUUAAAAUGGUAACCGACUACCAAACCUAAGAAUAAAAUAUGGAUCGAUACGAGCAACUUGCGGUCGUCGGAGAGGGAUCCUAUGGAUUAGUGAUGAAGUGUCGGCACAAGGAUACUGAGCAGAUCGUCGCGAUUAAGAAGUUCCUGGAAACCGAAGAGGAUGCGACCGUUAGAAAGAUGGCGCUUCGUGAGAUUCGAAUGUUAAAGAGAUUGAAGCACGAGAAUCUAGUGACGAUGAUUGAGGUGUUUCGGUACAGGAAACGGUUUUACUUGGUGUUUGAGUACUUAGAGGGCACGGUGCUGGACGAACUGGAACGGUGCGGAGGACUGGACGAGGAGAUGUGCAGGGAGCGGAUUUUUCAAGUUACUCGCGCCGUUCAGUUCUGUCAUGCGAAUAACGUGAUACAUCGAGACAUUAAACCGGAAAACGUGUUGGUAUCGUCGCAAGGCGUUGUCAAGUUGUGCGACUUUGGGUUUGCGCGACUGGUGAGUCUAGCGGGCGAACAGUGCACGGAGUACGUGGCGACUCGGUGGUACAGAGCACCCGAGCUAUUAGUGAAUGAACCAAAUUACGGUGCGCCCGUUGAUAUUUGGUCCAUCGGGUGUUUGUUCGCGGAAAUGAUGACCGGCGAUCCGCUUUUUCCUGGCGACAGCGACAUUGACCAGCUCUACAUUACCAUCAAACUGCUAGGAAAACCGUGUUUGAAGCACCUACAACUGAUGACCAAAAGCGACCAGUUACGUGGGUUGAUUAAAAGUGCCGCACCCGACUCGAGUGGUUUACAAAAGAACUUUGCAGAAUGGGAGCAACUAAGCCUAAAUUUUUUGGCGUCGUGCUUGCGAAUGGACCCCAACACGCGUCCAUCUGCAGAUGACCUGCUACGACAUAAGUAUUUUACACACGACAGGUUUGCGAAACAAUUUUUGCCGAGGUUGAGGGAAAAGAUAAUCAAAGAAUUCAACGAAAACCCACUUUUGCGCAAAAUGAAGGCGGACAUUAUCAAUUCAACGGAUAGGAGCGACCGUUGCGAAGAAGCCAAGCUAAGAAAGCAACCACAGUCCGACGUUCCCAAGUGGCGUAUUAACUUCUCAGAGGGUAGCAUUAAACGGAAAUUAAGUUGUGAUACGUCUAGUACCUGUGAUAAUUAUAAUAACGUAGUUAAAUCGGAGACUAAUCCAUACUAUCUAAGGCUAUCGAAACAAACUUCUCUGCACACCAUGCUGGUGGACAAGGUCAAUCGGGAGGGAUUAGGCACCCCUAAUGUUGAUAGAACGAUUCGAACCCCGAACUCCGAUCUUAGACUGAUUGAAAAGCAUCUAGAGAACUUAUCUAAACUGUCUCAGAAAGCAGCGGGCGAUAGACCAUUGUCGAACCACAAAGAUGGAGCCUCUCACAAAUAUCCGGCAUCCCCUCCUCGUUUCCAAUCCCUCCAACCUACACUGUGCGACGUGAACAAGUCACCACUCUUUCACCAUCCCCAAAAUGUCCUCCACCCAACCAUAAACAAUAUCUGUUUCACUAAGGCCCCGCCGAACAAGUCACCGAACGCUUUAGAAUCGAUCUCAAAUCCUUCAGUUAGGUCGACGUUCAAUCAAAUCCCGUUCUUAAAUCCAUCGAAAUCGCAACAGUUUGUGAAAAAAACCGACAGAAAUCCACAGUGCGAUGUGCUCAACUUGGAACCGUUCCACAACAACACGACGCCUGUGUGGAUGCACGGAUUGAAAAGCAACGCGAGCAAGUACAAAACCAAAAAGGAAGACGAAUUCACGUUGCCUAAUCUUCCGGGGGUUUUAACGCCCAUUAAAGUGAAAAAGAAAGGACAGAUGAGUCCCGAUUCGCUAAUCGCCCAAGCGAUUACACCGAACAAUUCGACUGAAUGUGUAGUGUCGCAAUCGCCGACUAAUUUCACCAACUUAUUUUAGUAUUCGUUUCAUAUAGUUUACUUCACCAACCUAAUUGUAGGUAAUCAUACGCACUUAGAUUAGAAUUUUUUAUACCUAUGUGCCCAUAUAGGUAGUAUUUGAUUGUGUAGAUAGAUUAAUAGUAACAUUAUAAAUUGUACACGCCCAGUCGAUAAGUUUCUCACGGUGUACCUUCAUUAAAUAAAACCGUGCGCUUUUGAGCUUUCAAUCAAAAGACCUGUUUCGUUAAUGCUUAUAAUUUGUACACAAUAUAUGUGGUUGAUAUCUCUGCUGAACAUGGUGUAAUAGAUCAUUAUCAUGCUGAAAAACCAGAAGAUUUGUAUUUAAUGAAGGUAAGAACGGAAUUCUUUGUACUAAACAUCAUUUAUUUUAGGACAGGAGAUACAAGAAAGCUAAACGAAAAUGUCAACCAGACUAUUCCACUGCUUCAUACAGGAAAACUUAAUUUAUAUUUUUACAGAGCCUU